Anneissia japonica is the source of this 441-nucleotide messenger RNA. RefSeq lists its product as uncharacterized. Gene Ontology annotation, molecular function: nucleic acid binding. The transcript has a single exon. The record is from RefSeq and is a predicted model, not a curated record. NCBI's taxonomy places the organism in Eukaryota, Metazoa, Echinodermata, Crinoidea, Comatulida, Comatulidae. Bases 1 to 441 code for a protein of 146 amino acids. Gene Ontology annotation, biological process: DNA integration.
AUGAAUAAUUUAACUGACUUAACAUCAGCCACGGUAAUAGUGAAACUGAAGCGUCACUUUGCUACCCAUGGUACACCGCGGAUUCUCAUAAGUCACAAUGGAGGUCAGUAUUCAGGUCAACAAUUCAAACAGUUCGCAUUAGAAUGGAACUUUGUGCACAUCACGAGUAGUCCUGAACAUGCCCAAUCAAAUGGCCUUGCAGAGAAUGCGGUAAAGCAGGCAAAGAUUUUGUUAGAAAAGACACGAAGAGAUGGAUCAGAUAUCUAUCAAAAUCUUCUGAACUUACGCAAUGUGCCAAGAGAUAAUGUUCUCAAAUCACUGGCACAAAGACUACUAUCACGAACAACUAGAAAUCCUCUAUACACAAACAAAUUCUUACUGACACCAAAACCAAUCAAUACAAAAGUUGUAAGAAAUCAAUUAGAAAUGAUGAGAAACUAA